Messenger RNA from Ceratotherium simum simum (southern white rhinoceros), 963 nucleotides. Lineage: Eukaryota; Metazoa; Chordata; Mammalia; Perissodactyla; Rhinocerotidae. The record is from RefSeq and is a predicted model, not a curated record.
AUGGAAUCAAGGAAUGAAACACGUUUUCCAGAAUUUCUUCUUCUGGGAUUUUCAGAGGAACUAGAAUUACAGGCCCUCAUAUUUGGGCUUUUUCUCUCCAUGUACCUGAUCACUGUGUGUGGAAACCUGCUCAUUAUCCUGGCUGUGAGCUCAGACUCCCACCUCCACACCCCUAUGUACUUCUUCCUCUCCAACCUGUCCUUCGUAGACAUCUGUUUCUCCUCCACUACCAUCCCAAAGAUGCUGCGGAACAUCCAGACCCAGAGCAAAGUCAUCACCUAUGCAGGCUGCAUCCUCCAGGUGUAUUUUUACAUAUUCUUUGCAGGAUUUGAGGACUUUCUCUUGACUGUGAUGGCCUAUGACCGCUUUGUGGCCAUCUGCCACCCCCUGCACUACACGGUUCUCAUGAACCCCCGGCUCUGUGGACUGCUGGUUCUGGUGUCCUGGUUCAUGAGUGCCCUGUAUUCCUUGUUACAAAGCUUAAUGGUGUUGCAGCUGUCCUUCUGUACAAACUUGGAAAUACCCCAAUUUUUCUGUGAACUCAAGCAGGUGGUCCAACUCGCCUGUUCUGACACCUCUCUUAAUGACACAGUUACAUAUUUUGCAGCAGUGCUGCUGGCUGGUGGUCCCCUGGCUGGCAUCCUUUGCUCAUACUCUAAGAUAUUUUUCUCCAUACGUGGAAUCUCGUCAGCUAAGGGGAAGUACAAAGCAUUUUCCACCUGUGCAUCUCACCUCUCAGUUGUCUCCUUAUUUUAUUGUACAAGCCUGGGAGUGUACCUCAGCUCUGCUACUACCCACAGCUCACACUCAAGUGGAACAGCCUCGGUGAUGUACUCUGUGGUCACACCCAUGCUGAACCCCUUCAUCUACAGUCUGGGGAACAGAGACAUAAAGAGGGCUCUGAAAUCAUUCUUUGAGAUGGUAGCUAUAAAAGGAAUAAUUGUCCCAGGUCUGAAGAGGUGA